GAGUAAUCAUAAAAAUAUUAAAAAACAAAAAUUUUUUUCUUUCUUAGAACGUGAUGGUAGUCUUCUAGAAGGUGUUGCACAACAUUAUUUCAAACAACUUAUUACUGGAAUGGCUUAUCUUCAUAGUCUUGGUGUAGCACAUCGAGAUCUUAAAGCACAGAAUAUUCUUAUCGGACAUAAUAAUCUGAUCAAAAUAAUCGAUUUUGGAUUGGCGAGUUUGUUUCGAAAUGAAACAACUCAUGACGAAAAAUUAUUGACGAUCUAUUGUGGCACAAGGUCUUAUAUGUCACCACAGUCUCGAUUACCCUAUCGGGGUGAACCUGCUGAUAUAUGGUCUUCUGGCAUUAUUCUAAUAUUUAUGCUGGUCGGAAAUUUACCGUGGACCGAAGCAUCUCAUAAAGAUCGUAAUUAUCAACUAUGGCUCCACGGUCGAUAUAACAAUCAUCCAUGGAAAAAUAUACAAAACACUAUAUUUGAUCUUCUUCGUCAGAUGUUAAUCUAUGAUCCUGAACAACGUGCAACAAUAAAAGACAUAAAAAAUCAUCAAUGGAUGUCUAAAAGUUAUGAAGAAGAAUUUUCAAAUUCAAAUUCACCAUCGUCAUAUAAAAAAAGCCAAAAAAAUAAUCAUAAUUCAGUAUCAACAAUAUGUAUACUUGAACCAACAGCAGAAUGUGAAACUCAUAAUCGUUUAUCAACUAAAAAUGAUCCCAUGUUCCGAAAACUGGAUCAGUUUUAG
Rotaria sp. Silwood2 is the source of this 736-nucleotide messenger RNA. The record is from the annotation of a GenBank genome assembly. Lineage: Eukaryota; Metazoa; Rotifera; Eurotatoria; Philodinida; Philodinidae.